Durusdinium trenchii is the source of this 1683-nucleotide messenger RNA. Lineage: Eukaryota; Dinophyceae; Suessiales; Symbiodiniaceae. The record is from the annotation of a GenBank genome assembly.
AGCCAAUGGAUCUGAUGCCCAAACGUGGGCCAAUGCUGUGAGGCUCCGAACCACUCGCCCCUCGCCACGUCAUGGUGCUGCCUCCUCCAUGGGUGACGGGUGCGAUGGAAAAGCCCGCUGGCACCAAGAACAUGGGAACUUGGACGCAAGCCGUCUACACUCCUGAGCAGCAAGCUCGCCUAGGUGUAGAUGAAACUGGAAACAAAGUUGCGAAGGAAGCUCCAGUGGCAGCAAAAGCGUAUCAAGUGCCUGUCUCAGCUCCCGUGGCUGCUCCGGCUGCAGCUGGAAGAAUAGGGUUGGUGGGUCCAGCAUGGACCAGGGGCGAAAUUGAGAAGCCUGCUGGCACCAAAGACAUGGGUGGCUGGCAAGGAUUGGUUUAUACGGCCGAGCAGCAAGCACGGCUAGGUGUAGACGAGAUGGGAAACAAACUCGCAAAGGAAGCUCCAGUGGCGAAAGCUGGAAGUCAAGCGCUUCCGGCCAUUACCCCACAGUAUGCCGCAGCACUUCUGACUUCAGAGAAGCUUCUGUCGGAUAUGUGCAGGAAGUACUUUCGGAAGUAUGAUGCGAACAAGGACGGCUUCUUGGAGUCGGAUGAGGUGGGUUCGUUGUGCCAGGAUUUGCACUCAGGUCUUGGCAUGUCGCUCACCGAUGAGGAGAUUGCGAAAUCCAUGGAGCCUUUCUCGCCAGGCCAGAAAGCUGGGCUUUCGGAGGAGGACUUCUCAACGUGGUUUGCUCAACUCCUCAAGGACACGGUCAAGGCCCAGGUUUCGGAGAAGAAGGAGGAGACGAAAGAGCCGCCGAAGACGCUCACAGUGAAGUCGCUCACCGGUGCAGGGGCUGCGCUGCCCUUGGAUGCCUCCAGCACGGUGGCGGACCUGGCGAAGGAAGCGGCGACGCUGCUGGACCUGCCAGUGGCCCAGACGAAGAUCACCUGCGGCGGUGAGGUCUUAGCGGACUCCGCCACGCUCGAGGCCUGCCAGCUGGAUGAGAACUCCGACCUCACAGCUGUGGUCAUGAACACCAUCAAGGUCAAGCGACACGUGUACAACGCGCGUGGUGGUGCCCCACCCUACCGGGGCUACCACUUGGUCGCGACCGAUGAGGUUGAACUUCUACCUGGAAAGAAGCUCUCUGACCAGUUUGGGAAGAUCAUACCGGACGAUGGCUAUCCCGCCCCCGGCCACUUCGCGCCCCGGGCCGUCGCCUUCCAAUCGACGCCCAGCGCACAAGCGCCCAGGAAGUGGGAAGGGGGCAUGAACGAGGUGGAGGUGGAUGGCAAUAGCACUCCUGAGGAGACCUUUGGCGUGGAUGGGGAAGUGGAGCUAGCAGUCUUGAUCCCCAUGAGAGGGUUUGAUUAGCAACGAACCGAGAGGAGUGCGGCGGAGCAAGAGUCCUCCCAAAAAGCGAGCGCCCGAUGCCGCAACAAUGCGCGUGGAUGGAGCGCAUGACCUUGCUUGUGACACCCUACGACCUCGGAUGGAGAAUUUCAUUGCAUGAGAGUUUUUGUUCCUCCAAUUGUUUGUGUUGCCGAGCACACCCCGUGCGACCCGUUGCAUCCACAUUGCCUUGUUUUCUCUGCUGUAACCGUGCCACCGGGAAACUUCAAAGGUACGUGAUGGAGCAAAUGAUAAGUGAAUUGAGCAUUCAAGGGCAGGGCCUCAAAAAAAGCCUUGCAAGCAACGC